AAGGAUCUGCCAAUUGCUUGCGGGGCAGACGACAUGUGUUGUCGUGGCAUAGGUAAACACGCGCAGUAUCAACGACGACGGAACGGGGAGCAUCAGUAAGCGCUAAGCGCGCGACCGCAUAAGACAGUCACCGCAGCUACGUGUGUGCGUAACUGGCACACCUGGCGCGUCGGAAAUUAACACGGAGCAGCGAUGAAGACCACCGAGGCUCGACUACGAGUGGAACAGUUGAAGAAGGCAACCGAUCGGAUACAACGUGAGAUCGAGGAGGUAACCGAACGUGAACACGAGCUACGUAACGUCGGCAGCAUCAAAACUAUCUCUCACGAGACCGUUGAUUCUAAGGUGCGUCGUAUACCUCAAGCGCUGAAAGCGAGUACAGGUCGCCUCAAACGUACAACCUCUACGCCACAAAUCCUCGAGCCUUUGUCGGCAACAUUACUGACGGCACCCAAAAUGACGAACGGUGUGAUAUCGACAACGCGAACGACACCAACACCACUGCGAUUCGUCAACUCGCCAAGUCAAAAGGGUUUAAUGCAUCGUUUCUUAGCUACAAGGGGUAAAAUGUUUAAAAGUGGUGAAGUUAAUGGACCGACAAUUAUAUUAAAUCCGGAGAGUAUUAAGGCAUUGAAUAGAAGUUUGUCGGAGAAAAAUGGGGAGAACGGUCGUGAGGAUGUUGAACCUAAGAGGCCACCGACGAGGAAAGGCUUCGUUCCGGUCGAGAAAAAGAUUCAAAAGGAGCUUAGUGAGAUGAAGGAACGAGAGAAUGAGCUGAGAUUAAUGCGGUCGCAGAUGUUGGCAAAAUCACAACCUAAUCUGGCGGACCUGUCUAACGAUAACGACUCGGAUAUCUAUGACGGCGCGAACUCGUUAAGAAGUGGAACGUCGACUAACACUCUAAAUGAUGAUGAACCAGAAAAAGAAAACAAAGGGAGGCACAAGCCGCAUCCACGACGACGAAGCAAUCUGAUUGCACAAUGGGAAAGUUUGAUAGCGGCAAAAAAGGAGGCCAGCGAAAAUGGCAACGACAAUGCCAACACCGUCUAAGUCAAACGCGCUAACUUUUAUUGUUUGACAAUAAAAUGAAUUUUGGGCAAUCGCGUAUGCUGCCUUAAAACGAGAUAACGCACGUGGCGUGUUAUAUAUCACAAGCGGUAGUGAUCGUAUUUUUUCUCGUUGCAUGCAAUUUUUUUAUGCCGAUACUCGAUGAUUUUUGUAAAAAUAUUUUGCAUUUAAAAGCAGUAACUUUUUGCAUCGCUCUUAAACUACAACUAUGUAUAUUCAACGUGUUUAUGCAGCCAGUACAUACAAGAGAAAAAUUUUAUAAAAAUACCAAAACAUGUUGUCAGUGUGUUCUACGUGCGUCAAUCAAGAUAAAUGCGUAUUGUGAAAAUAAAAAGAUUUUUUUAUUAAGCAGUGCAAAAACGAAAAGUCAACAUAGCGAUCAAAUUAUUUUAUCAAGAAGCUUCCGCAUCACAAUGAUUCAGUAUUAACAUCAAGAGUCCAUGCAAAAGUUGGACUAAAGUUUAUUUUGGAUACUACAAUAGUGUAUAAAGUCUGAAGGCUAAACCUAGAUGCUAAAUUUCCUAACAAGUGUAUUUCGUAUUAAAACAAAAAUGUACGUAAAUACUAAAUUGAGAAUCGAACGUUUGUCGCUGAAGUGAUAAUUGUAAAACUUUAAAUCUGUAUAUAAGUUAUAAAAGGAAUAUCCUGAUAUAUCAAAAAGAUUAUUAUAUAAACAUAUGUAUAAUUUUAUAAGCCAUAAAUUAUUUUUAAAUGCAUAUUUACAACAUCAUUCUUUAUAAAUACUAUUUGUGUAGAUUUUGUAGUGCACGAGGUAUCAAUUCUUGUAAUGAAAUCCUAAUUAAAUGUGUAUUGAAGCAGAGUGAAUAAUGUAUUUUACAUAUUAACACGUAUCAUCUCUUAUAAUUUUAAGAUAAA
Phymastichus coffea is the source of this 1944-nucleotide messenger RNA. RefSeq lists its product as uncharacterized. The transcript is spliced from 5 exons. Lineage: Eukaryota; Metazoa; Arthropoda; Insecta; Hymenoptera; Eulophidae. The record is from RefSeq and is a predicted model, not a curated record. The coding region runs from base 193 to 1050 and encodes 285 amino acids.